GAUCGAAGCUGCUCAGGGCAGGCUCAGGGCUUUGUUGCAGGCGCUUUGGGGCGCCUUCAAAAAGAAUUUGCACACCUCACAGGCACCACGCGGUGGCAGCAGGCUUGUGAGAUCUCGAAUGUAGCAAGGAAAAUGUGAACUUGCUGGGUGCCUGCCAACGUUUUGGUCGAUACUUGAUCGGCGACCUCCGAGAAACCACCAAGCUCGAUGGCAGGUGGAAUGUGCGCGUCACAGACAACCAUGGGCCAUAAGGCCAUUCAAAGUUCUUCUGGCCAACACAACAUGGGUAUGGCUAAAGUAGUGGGUGCUUCGCCUGGCGAGAUUGCGAUGAUCAAAAGUGCUCACCAAUUGCGGCUCAAUGUCAUUACUAAGCCCACUGCCAUCAGCAGCUUGAUUGGGAGGAGUAAUGUCACUGACAGACCAGGCUUGAGCAAUCUUGGGGCGAAGAGGCACAGGCUUGGAAGGAUCCAAGUGUCUUCCCAAAACGGAGAUACACCAUUGGCCAAGCAAACUCUUGAAACGACAAGCAAUCCGUCGGACUCUGAGGGCAUACAGGUUCCCGGUUGGAAUCAGAAGGCGCCUGCAAACACAAUGGACAUGAUGAAACUCUUCAACGACGCUCAACAGAACAUGCUGUACUUGAACAAGCAGCGCCUGAUUGCAAUAGAGGAGCUGCAAAAGGCAGAGAGAGACAAGGAGCUGCUCCUGGCCAAAGUAUCGCAACUAGAGGCGGAAGUCCAGGCUGCCACCGGCGACAAGGACGUAUUGGGGCAGAGGCUGAAGACUGCAGAAGGGAGCAUUGCCUUGGCAGAGAGCAGAGCAGGUGGCGGCAUCUUCCGUGUGGGGGACAAGCGCGACCCAAAGGCCGACCCCCCAGCCCUAUGGAGCUCCCUUAUCCUAGCCAUCGACAACCUCCUGCUUGGCGAGAUAAUCACCCGCACACAGGCCGCCGGCCUCCGCGAACUUGUGCAAAAACGGGACAUGCGCAUCGCCGAAGCGUUUGUGGAUCUGAGAGGCCAGUCUGCAGAAGCGGUGGCUCAAGGGCUGUUGCCCCUGCUAGACCAGAAGGCUCAGGCGGGGAUCCAUGUGAUCCACGUGUGCACGGAGCUGGCACCCGUGGCGGAGACGGGAACGCUGGCAGCGAAGGUGAUGGGGCUGUGCAGAGCGCUACGGCGGAAAGGCAACUUGGUGGAGGUGAUUCUGCCGAAGUACGCGUCGCUGGACAUGAGCGUGCUGGAUGACCUGCAAGAGGCGUCCCGGGAGCUCCACUCCUACUUCGACGGCGAGUGGCACCGCAACAAAAUCUGGACCGGGGUUGUGUUUGGAAUCCCAGUCACGCUGAUCGACCCCCAGCAUCCGCAGCAGUUCUUUGCUCGAGAGACAUUUUACGACUACGAAGACGAUUUCGAGAGGUUCACCUACUUCAGUCGCGCGGCGUUGGAGUACGUGCAGAAGGUGGGCAAGCAGCCGGACGUGCUGCAUUUGCACAACUGGCAGACGGCUGCCAUCGCGCCGCUCUUUUGGGACAUCUUCUACAACGCGGGCUUGCAAGACACGCGCAUCAUGUUCACCUGCCACGACUUCAAGUACCAGUGCACGGCACCCCCAGAAAAGUUGGCCCUCUGCGGGCUGGAUCACUCCCAGCUCAACCGGCCAGAUCGGUUGCAAGACAACCUCGACCCGAGCAUGAUAAAUCUGCUGAAGGGUGGCAUCGUGUACUCGAACAAGGUCACAACCGCUUCACAAACGUAUGCUAGCGACGUCAAGACCAACCUGGGCUACGGGAUGGAGCCGACCUUGCAACAACACGAGGCCAAAAUAGUGGGCAUCCUCAGCGGGCUGAACGACAUGGUGUGGAACCCGGAACGGGAUCCUGCGCUCUCGACGUCGUACUCCGCAGAGGACCCGUCCGGAAAGGACGCGAAUCGGACGAGCCUGCGGGAGGAGCUUAACCUUCCUCAAGAAGACGUCCCGCUGGUGGGAUGCAUCGCGCCAGCUGUGAGGGAAAAGGAGCUGGAGCUGAUUCGAGCCGCUCUCAACACAACGUUACAACAAGGGGGCCAAUUCGUUAUCGUGGGGUCCAGCAGGGAACCGCGGGUGCAAGUUCAGCUAGAAGACCUAGCACUCGAGUUUGGGGUUGGGAGCGCACGCGUUGAGAUCAAGUGGGACGACAGUCUGGCGCAUCGGCUCAUUGCGGGUUCGGACAUCCUGGUGUGUCCGGCAGUGUACGAGCCCACCAACCAGCUGCAGAUCGUGGCCCUCCGAUACGGGGCGCUGCCCGUGGCCCGGCAACUGUACGGUCAGAACGACGUGUUGUACGACGUUGACAGCGCUCGACGAGGUCCUGAUGGCCCGCCUGGCUUCCCCUUCGCUUCGGACGAGGCGUCAGAUCUGACCAGCCAGCUGUCGAGGGCGCUUGCGAAGAAGGUUGAGCAUCCCGAUCUGUGGGCUGACUGGGUAAAGGCCGCAAUGCGACAAGACUUCACCUGGGACGGAAAGAGCUCGGAUGAUUACUUAGCAGCCUACUAUGAAAUAAGGCGUUGUGCUUAGCAUCUCGCUGAUAAUAAACAUGCGCCCCCGCUUGAAGCAAAGACAGCUUAUUGAUUGAUGUGAAGUGACUAAGAGUACACCUAUGAAGUUGCUCAAUAGAUGCCAGGGCUGCCGUUGGUACACGCUCGUACAGUCAGGGAUGUCUAGGUUGGAGAAAGUUAUACUUGCCAUCUUGGCAAGAAAGAUAUCACGUGCAGGUGGCCUUUCCUGUGUCGCCCAGCCCGAUGUACUGUUCAGAAAGUUCAAACCAGUAAGCCGUGGGCAUUGAUCGAAGUGAAAACAUCUGGGGGCUAUCUCUGUUAUUGGAAGUUUGAAAGACAGUGAAUUAUGUGCCAAGUUGCUCUUUGGUCAACAUCAAGCGCUCUUGGCAAUCGUCUCAGUUGCCCUGGCAAU
Molecule: messenger RNA, 2943 nt
Organism: Klebsormidium nitens
Lineage: Eukaryota; Viridiplantae; Streptophyta; Klebsormidiophyceae; Klebsormidiales; Klebsormidiaceae
Source: the annotation of a GenBank genome assembly